This is a messenger RNA of Eimeria maxima, 891 nucleotides long. RefSeq lists its product as hypothetical. The record is from RefSeq and is a predicted model, not a curated record. The transcript has 3 exons. The coding region runs from base 1 to 891 and encodes 296 amino acids. Lineage: Eukaryota; Apicomplexa; Conoidasida; Eucoccidiorida; Eimeriidae.
AUGGAUUCCCCCGCACCUGCGGGCUCUCAGCAGUCUAGAGGCUCUGAGCUGCCACCGCCGACAGGCGCCGAUGCACGACCUUCAAGCGGGACUCCAGAGCAGGAUACCAACACUGAUCCCCGCAGUGGUCUGGUGCGCCGACAGGCACCCGAGCAGAUUGUUGUUGGAGAGAUACGACAAAAUUUGGAUGACCUCAAGUCCGCUAUUCUCAGUUAUUACAGCCGUCUAUAUUCACAACCGGGGAGGACCAUUGAAGAGAGGCUGGAUGCCCUAGCAGCACCGCCCUUCUCCAGCACUGUGAAAAUGGGGCGGCUCCCAUCUGUGGAUCCUGCCCUCAGUCGUAGCAGGAAGCAACCAUUCAUCGGAUUCCCACCCCCGAAUACGAGCGUAGAUUUUCUUGAAAAGGAAGGAGAUGCCCAAGGGCCAACCGACAAGGAUCCGUCCAUGACGUAUAAGACGUUUCACGGUAUUUCGCAGCUCCCCGGACACAAGGCAACCCCGGAUAUGAAGGGGUAUGACAACCUCAUGGGUCGUUCGCUAGACGAAGCUCGUGGAGGCCAGAUAAAUGAGCUGCUAGGAGAUCUGCGCUUCAAGUGCACCGCUGCUUCCACAAGGCUCAACACGAUAGCUGACCAUCUCGAGCGCGAGUGUGAAAAUCCCGACCUCCGCGAAUGGGAGUACACGAGUUACCCGCAGGUUCGCCGCCAACCAUAUCUAGGACGCGACCCGGAGUUGCGGCGCCAUCUGCUGACAAUCUAUCGAGAGCUUUGUCACCAGUCACAAACAAACCAGUUGCGUAUCAAUGCAAUCAAGAGCAAGCUCAAAGUGUUGAGUUUACACACGCAGUCCGACAUGAUCAAGUUGAAGUCUGAUCCGCGAAUCGCUUUCUGA